AUGCAUCGUACCAACCAACCCCCUCUAACGACACAGAACUUGAGGUACAUAGUUUUCGAUCUUCAUCCUCCGGAACAGUUCGACAAGUACAUACGAUCGCUGGGUGUUAAUGCCGAAGACCAUGUAGUCAUCUAUGCUAGAGAAGCAUUUGCAGGAAUGCUGUGGGCAUCGCGGGUGUGGUGGACGUUUAAGCUUUACGGUCAUGAAAAAGUUUCGAUUCUCAGUGGUGGAUUGAACGCAUGGAAGGAAGCCGGUAAAUCGGUGACAGAUGUUGUGCCAGAUGUCGAGGUUGGCUGGCUAUUUUUACCGGUUUGAUG
Molecule: messenger RNA, 317 nt
Organism: Cylicostephanus goldi
Lineage: Eukaryota; Metazoa; Nematoda; Chromadorea; Rhabditida; Strongylidae
Source: the annotation of a GenBank genome assembly